AGAUGCCCCUUGAUUAGCUGCUCUGUCUCUUAUUUCUCAUAGUGUCCCGCUCCUGUCCGGUCUUGCCCAAGGGACACGCGCCUUAACCAACGCCAAAACUCUGCCCAAGAGUCUAAAACUUUUGUUUAUAAUAGUAAAUUUACUUUUACUAUUUCCUCACACUAAAAGACUACUCUCUUUGAUAUUCUUUAACACAGCUAAACUUGGGCAAGAGUGUAAGCUUGUUCUACACCGAGAAGCGGGAAAACAUCUACAGGUGUUUGGAGCCGCGAGACUAAAGGAGCACCGCACGCGCCAGGCGCGAGCAUAGACACGCGGCCGUCAGGGGCAGAGCGCGACCCCCGACCAGUAAAAAAAAGCGUCACAGAAGAAAAAAGAGAGUGAGAGAGAGGGAGGGGGAGAGAGAGCAAUAGAGAGAGUGUACGAGAGACGCGGCCGUCCCAAGAAUGAUGUCCUACAUAAAGCAACCCCAUUAUGCUGUGAACGGGUUAACACUGUCCGCCUCAGGAAUGGACCUGCUCCACACCGCCGUCGGCUACCCAGCCACUCCGAGGAAGCAGCGUCGGGAGCGCACUACCUUCACACGCACCCAACUGGACAUUCUGGAAGCCCUGUUCACCAAAACACGCUACCCAGACAUAUUCAUGAGAGAAGAGGUGGCUCUGAAAAUCAACCUUCCCGAGUCCAGAGUUCAGGUGUGGUUUAAGAACCGUCGUGCUAAAUGCCGCCAACAGCAACAGCAGACCAGCGGUCAGCCCAAGCCCCGUCCCCCCAAAAAGAAGUCCUCCCCACCCCCUGAGCUGACAUCUGACCCUGGCGCCAGCUCCUCGGUGGCGGCUGCCCCAGCCCAGGCAGUGCCCCCUAGUGCCAGCGCAGGCACAGCACCCGUUUCUGUGUGGAGUCCCACUUCUCUAUCCCCCCUUCCCGAUCCAUUGUGUGGCUCCGGCACGCCCUGCGUGCAGCGCCCCGCUCCAUAUCCCAUGAGCUACGGUCAGCCCUCCACCUAUAGCCAGGGCUACAGCUCCUCUCCUUACUUCAGUGGGUUGGAUUGCAGCCCGUACCUCUCUCCCAUGACCACUCAGCUGUCUGCGAGUGGGGGCGCCCUCUCUCCCCUCACCGUGCCCUCCAUGGGCGGCUCGCUCAGCCAGUCACCCUCCCUCUCCUCCCAAGGAUACAGCACCUCCUCGCUGGGUUUCAGUUCCGUAGAUUGCCUGGACUACAAGGACCAGCAGGCCUGGAAGCUCAACUUCAGCACCGUGGACUGCCUCGACCAUAAAUUCCAGGUGCUGUAGAAGAGAAAGUGAGCGAGUGAAGAAAAAAAGCAAGAGGGAAGGAGAAUAAGGAGAAGACGCAUGAAGAAUAAAUGAAACAGAACUAUUGCUUGAAAUGCCGGAGACAUUUUGAUGAUGAACAGGACUGAAUCAACAGAAUUCAUGUGAUCUCAGAGGUGAAAAGGGGUGCCCAUUUUGGAACAAGUGAAGACUGUUCCUCUGUAAUCCAGAUCUUCUGAGAGUGAAGGGACUCCUCAAGUCUACUGAUCAGUCAUCAUUAUUAACCAUUUACCUCACACAUACACACACAUACAAUCAAAUAGCUUUCACAACACAUUGAGGAUAUUUACCUAUUUAUUAACACACACACACACACACACACAAAGACAUGCACAUAAUUGGAGAGGAACCUGUCGGUUUCUCUGCAGAUACAAGCUUCUUGUGGGACAAAGUUCUUUCUACUUUUUUCAUAAGUUUGGUUGGUUUGUCUGUACUGGGAGACAUUAGGAGUUCUUGUGUUGUGCUUUUAGCUUGCUGUUAUUUAUGUAUUUUUAAAUUAUGUUAACUUAUAACAAAUAAUGUUGUUUUCUGUUAGUUUGAGUUAACCGUUACUUACUUAAUUAAACUUCAUUUAAUGGCAUUAUAGUUAUGCUGUUGAUAUAUAUUUUCUAUUUGGGUGACUUUGU
Ctenopharyngodon idella (grass carp) is the source of this 1957-nucleotide messenger RNA. It is a transcript of the gene crx, whose product is annotated as cone-rod homeobox. Gene Ontology annotation, cellular component: nucleus. The transcript is spliced from 3 exons. The coding region runs from base 447 to 1292 and encodes 281 amino acids. NCBI's taxonomy places the organism in Eukaryota, Metazoa, Chordata, Actinopteri, Cypriniformes, Xenocyprididae. Gene Ontology annotation, molecular function: RNA polymerase II cis-regulatory region sequence-specific DNA binding; DNA-binding transcription factor activity, RNA polymerase II-specific. The record is from RefSeq and is a predicted model, not a curated record. Gene Ontology annotation, biological process: multicellular organism development; regulation of transcription by RNA polymerase II.